AUGAGACCAAGUGGCAAUAAAAAGCUGAUCAACCCGGUCGAUGGAUUAUCUACUAAAAGCCUCGGAUACGGAAGCCAACACCGCCCGCCAAUCAACUCAAUCUCCAACACGACAUUCGACAAUCUGAGCAGCAACUCUGCCCGAAGCGAGGAGAUGUAUAGUCUUGCCUCGAGCACUGCUUCCAACUCUUCAGGCUCGAUGCGCUCAACAAAUAUGACCGCCCGUACCAGUGAUAGUCACUUGUUGACUCUCGGUUCGGACUCUCGCUCGAUUCCAGCCAACUUGAAUAUCGCUGCGACAAUUGUCGAACCGAAUCUCGAAGAACAUUAUAAAGGAGUUCUAAACAAGAAAGAGGCGGCGAAUCUGACACGUCUCAGUGACUUUAUUCUGUAUUAUCGUAUUGCGAAAGAGCCGCAAAGAUCUGAAGUUGCGAUGAGUAUUCCAUUAUUCAUUUGCUAUCGAAAUAGUGAGGAUCAGGUGUUCAACUUCCGUGUUCAACAAGUUCUUACCGAAAAUAACAGCAUGUGGUGGACUGUAAUCAUCAACAAACAGCAUACUCAAUUGUUCCGCCGCCUCUCCGACCUCGUCCGUUGCUACCACUCGUACCGUUUCAUUCAUCCGGAGACUGGCCGUUCUGAGAUAUUUCCACUCUGGAAACGUCCAGCUGUUCAGAAUAUCAAUCAUUAG
Messenger RNA from Caenorhabditis remanei, 687 nucleotides. RefSeq lists its product as uncharacterized. The transcript is spliced from 4 exons. NCBI's taxonomy places the organism in Eukaryota, Metazoa, Nematoda, Chromadorea, Rhabditida, Rhabditidae. The record is from RefSeq and is a predicted model, not a curated record. The coding region runs from base 1 to 687 and encodes 228 amino acids.